Tuber melanosporum (Perigord truffle) is the source of this 859-nucleotide messenger RNA. RefSeq lists its product as uncharacterized. The record is from RefSeq and is a predicted model, not a curated record. The transcript has a single exon. NCBI's taxonomy places the organism in Eukaryota, Fungi, Ascomycota, Pezizomycetes, Pezizales, Tuberaceae. The coding region runs from base 587 to 859 and encodes 90 amino acids.
AGGUCUGCUCCUUGAACAUAAGGCCAACCCUGUCUCAUCCAAGAAGUCCGGCCGAUCAUCAUUACCGGGGGCGGCACGGAAUGGGCAUCAGAGCACACUUGCCAUUUUCAAAAGUAUCCGGAAAUUUGGGCAUUACUUGGCGUUUCCCGGCCCCACCAAUUCAACUGGCAGAAUCAAAAAGACUAAAAAAAAUCUCAAGAAAUGAGAUCAAUGCUUGACGGACCUUGUGUUGGAAGUUUUGGCACUCUUUUCGCUCACUUCCUAUUCGAUAUAGGGACGUAAUACAGGGGAUCCUCCUGGUUUGUGUUGCCAAGCUAUUCGCCAGAUCUCGCGAUACCUCUGCAAGUUGCGAGCGGUGAAGCUGCUCCUAGAGCGGGCCGGUGUCAAUUCCAAGACCCCCGGCGACUAUGGUGGGAAGCCCGCUCCCCAGCUACCCUCCCGUCCUCAAACACUCCCACGUGAAAAAGCAUCCCCAACUUGUUCGAUGAGGACAACUUGAGCCUGCAAUCGCAUACUCUCGAUAGUGGCUCUAUCGAUCCUCUAAUCAUAUCCCCGGACGACUACAACACCGCGAUGGAUGAUAUAGAUGCCCACCACUAGUAUUAUCCGCUACCUUUAUCUCUCUUCUUUCUACCUUUUCUUUCUGCAAUACCACAAAUCCCCCAGAAUUGCUUGGUUCCCGUACUUUUCGUAUUCUUGUUCAGGUUCAUUUGUCCCACAUCCAGCCUUUUCAUUCUAUACUCUGCGGUCUCACGUCUAUCCCUUUCUUGCGUUAUUUUUUCUUCUUUCAUAUUCCAUUCCGCAUGUGUUGUGUUGGCCGAGCGUGGUGUUGAUGGGAUUAGAUAGAGUAUCAUACUAA